Molecule: messenger RNA, 3416 nt
Organism: Neltuma alba
Lineage: Eukaryota; Viridiplantae; Streptophyta; Magnoliopsida; Fabales; Fabaceae
Product: lysine-specific demethylase JMJ25-like
Exons: 13
Coding region: 1-3087 (1028 amino acids)
Biological process (GO): regulation of transcription by RNA polymerase II
Cellular component (GO): chromatin; histone deacetylase complex
Molecular function (GO): chromatin DNA binding; transcription coregulator activity; histone H3K9 demethylase activity
Source: RefSeq, a predicted model, not a curated record
AUGGAGUCGUCGGCCGUUCGGCGGUGCAAGCGAUGCGCAGGUUCUUGGCGGUGCUCCGCGGUGGCGUCGCGGGGAAAGUCGUACUGCAAGAAGCACCUGGCGCAGAGGGAGAGUUACGACCUGAAACAUAGAACCAAGGAAAAAGGAGGAGAGGAGGUGGAGAUAUACCAUGAUUCCAGCUCCAGGAAAAGGAAGAAUGCUGUAGUCUGCAGGGAAUCGGAGGUGGCAGUGUCAGAUUCCGAGUUGAAACGAAAAUCGGUCCGAGUUCGAGAGUUGAAGCUCUCGGCUAGUUCGAAGCAUAACAAAAUGAGUGAUGGUAGAAGAGUAAAUAACACCAUGAAGGCAGCGUUGAAGGUAAAUUCCGAUGAAGAGCGGGGGCGGAAUUAUUCCUCGCUGGAGAAACAUUCCAUGGUUACGGAUUUGCUCAGGAAAACAAAGGAGGGUGGAAGUUUGAUGUGUCAUCAGUGCCUGCGGAGUGACAAGAAUGGUGUAGUCAUCUGCUUAAUGUGUGGCAGAAAACGCUACUGUUUUGAUUGCCUCAAGAAGUGGUACCCAGGAAAAGCAAAAGAGGAAGUUGAGAAUAGAUGUCCAUAUUGUUGUGGCAAUUGCAAUUGCAAAGCUUGCCUGCGAGAGGUUCCUGUGCCAAGGCAUCCAGAAAUGGAUGACAGUGCCAAAAUUGAACGACUACUUUAUUUGCUAUACAAUGCUCUGCCCGUUCUUAGGCAUAUUUAUAAGGAGCAGAGCUCUGAGCUAGACACUGAAGCAAAAAUGAGAGGUUAUCAACUGCAAGAAAUUAACAUAACAAGGACUAAGUUAGAUGGAAGUGAGCGUAUGUACUGCGACAAUUGCAACACAUCGAUUGUUGGAUUUUACAGAAGCUGUCCCAACCUCGGUUGCUCUUACGACCUAUGUCUUGCCUGCUGUCAAGAGCUUAGAAAUGGUUGCCAACCUGGAGGCGUAGAAGCUGAAACAUUGCGUGAACAGUUUGCAGAGAAAGAUGGAAACCAAGAUUCGAUAAGUAGCAAGACUCGUACGGAAGGAUAUGGUUGGGAAAGCCAACUCUUACCUAAUGUGUUUGAUGUCCAAACUGAUGGAACUUCUCCAUCUCCUGAAUGGCGAGCUAAUAGUGAUGGUAACAUUCCAUGUCCUCCAAAACAGCAUGGAGGUUGUGGCACUGCGUUGCUAGAACUGAGACGCACUUUCAAAGCUGAUUGGGUGGUGAAGCUGUUAAAGAAUGCAGAGGACCUCACAAGAGCCUACAGACACAUGGACGUUGAUGUUUCUGCGAAAUGCUCUUUAUGCUGGCCAAAUUUGGUUGAAGGGAAAUCCAAUUAUGAGGUCAGGCAGGCAGCAUCAAGGGAUGAUGCUCAAGAUAAUUUCUUAUACAGCCCGAAUGCCCUUGACACGUCUGAUGACGAAGUUGAGCAUUUCCAGAGGCACUGGUUAAGGGGAGAACCUGUGAUUGUGAGAAAUGUUCUGGACAGGACAUCUGGCCUUAGUUGGGAACCAAUGGUUAUGUGGAGGGCUUUCAGAGAAACAGGUUCUAGAAUGAAGUAUAAAGAGGAAACACGAAGUGUAAAGGCCAUCGAUUGCUUUGAUUGGUGUGAGGUGGAAAUCAAUAUUCACCAAUUUUUUGUAGGCUACCUAGAGGGUCGAAUGCAUAAGGAUAGAUGGCCAGAAAUUCUGAAAUUGAAAGAUUGGCCUUCAUCAACCUGGUUUGAAGAGCGUUUGCCCAGGCAUGGUGCUGAGUUUCUCAGAGCUCUGCCCUACAGGGACUACACUGACCCAAAAUCAGGCCUCUUGAAUCUUGCCAGUAAACUUCCUGAUGGCUCACUAAAACCAGAUUUGGGACCCAAAACGUAUAUUGCUUAUGGGUUUCUUGACGAGCUUGGUAGAGGUGAUUCGGUGACAAAACUCCACUGUGAUGUGUCUGAUGCGGUUAAUAUACUGACCCACACAACCAAGGUAAAUAUAGGUGCUUGGCAACAAGAAAGCAUAAAAGAAUUGCGGGAGAAAUAUGCAAAAGAAGACAUGCAGGAACUAUCCUGUGAAGCACGCAGUGAUAUUGAUGAAGAACCCAAAGCAAAUGAUGGGAAGCCUGAAGAUGGAGUUAACAGUUUUUCUUCUGGUCGCCAAGUAGAUGAACAUAUUUCAUCAGCAUCGGAAGGCUCAACUGUGAAGCCAGAAAUUUCAUCAGCAGUGAAAGAGUCAACUAUGAAGUUAGAAAGUUCAUCGGCAUCGGAAGACUUUACUGUGAAGAUAAACAUUUCAUCAGCAUCAGAUGGCUCAACCGCGAAGUUAGAAACAACAGACACAGAACAAUGUGUUGAGAGCAGAAACUGCUCCGCCUCCUGCAGAAAUGUUGCCGAAAGAAGUUUCUCUGGAGAAGAUGAUGUUAAUAUAAUAUCUGCUGAAGUUUCAGAUCAUACCAAGACUUUCGGACGGAAACAUGAACAUACUCAAUCUGCGUGUAAUUUAACCUCUAAUUGUAAGAGCAAUGUUAAUGACAGAACGAAGACUGAUUUUCUUGGCAUUUUGUCUGAUGAUCCAGAGUCCCAAAAAUCAAAACAAGGUCUGGUGAAAGAUUCUGUAGAAACUAAUCAUAAAGCUGCAGUCGUCUAUGGUGGUGCUGUUUGGGAUAUCUUCCGUCGUCAAGAUGUACCAAAAGUAAUGGAGUAUUUGAGGAAGCAUAAAAAGGAAUUCCGUCAUAUCAGCAAUCAUUCUUUAAGUUCUGUUAUACAUCCCAUUCAUGAUCAGACAUUUUUCUUUAAUGAGAAGCAUAAGAAACAAUUGAAACAAGAGUUUGGUGUUGAACCCUGGACUUUCGAGCAACAUCUUGGUGAGGCCGUUUUCAUUCCCGCUGGAUGUCCCCACCAAGUGAGAAAUAGACAAUCUUGUAUAAAAGUGGCACUUGAUUUUGUUUCCCCGGAAAAUGUUGAAGAAUGUUUACGACUAACUGAGGAGUUUCGUUUGCUCCCAAAGAAGCACACAGCCAAGGAGGAUAAAUUGGAGGUUAAAAAGAUGACACUUUAUGCUGUAAGUUCGGCUGUUAGAGAAAUCAAAAGACUGAUGAAGUCUGCCGAUUGAGUUCGUGGUCUGGUGAUGGAUAUACAAGACUACCAAGUUAUCCACUGCUAAGAUAAGGUGAAUAAGUGAUCUAGAAUCUUCCACAGUAUUGCCACAUGCAAGGAUUUGUUUCAUGUAUAGAAGUAUUCUAUCAACAGAAUUGUUAUGCAAUGUCAAUCAAAUCAUCAGAGCAUGUUCUUACUUGCUGAAGUCCCUUAUCAACACGUGGAGUAUUUGCAGGUGGCAAAUAGAUAGGAACUGACCACAAUAAGCAGUUAAACACAUGCAUGGCCCAAAAGAAUUGUGAAUGAUGAGUGAAUUUGUAAAUAAAUAGAUGAACUUUACCCGGA